Molecule: messenger RNA, 2371 nt
Organism: Aspergillus ibericus CBS 121593
Lineage: Eukaryota; Fungi; Ascomycota; Eurotiomycetes; Eurotiales; Aspergillaceae
Product: bifunctional molybdopterin adenylyltransferase MobB/molybdopterin molybdotransferase MoeA family protein
Exons: 4
Coding region: 35-2194 (719 amino acids)
Biological process (GO): Mo-molybdopterin cofactor biosynthetic process; molybdenum incorporation into molybdenum-molybdopterin complex
Cellular component (GO): cytoplasm; cytosol
Molecular function (GO): molybdopterin molybdotransferase activity
Source: RefSeq, a predicted model, not a curated record
CGACGAGCUUCCACAUCCCCAUCACCAAAUCAACAUGGCAGACAACUCCCUCAAAGCGGCCAUCUUGGUUGUCUCCGACACUGCCUCUCAAGAUCCCUCCACCGACAAAGUGGGAGACACCCUCACCACCGUUUUCGCAACCGAAGGGGCGAAUAACUGGGGCCAGCCCGCUAUCAAGAUCGUUCCCGAUAAUGUGCUGGAAAUUCAACGCUCCGUCUGUGACUGGACAGACGGCCCCAAUUGGGUCAAUCUUGUGAUUGUCAGUGGUGGUACUGGAUUUGCUACUAAGGACAUUACACCGGAGGCUGUGUCGCCUCUCAUCCAGCGCCAUGCAUCUGGCCUGGUUCACGGCAUGCUUGCGGCUUCAUUGAAAGUCACGCCCUUUGCGAUGAUGUCCCGGCCUGUUGCAGGUGUGCGAGAUAAGACCCUGGUCAUCACUGUACCUGGGUCUCCGAAAGGUGCCAAAGAAAACCUUGAAGCCAUCAUCAAGUUGUUGCCCCAUGCAUGUAGCCAGGCAGCUGGGGCAAAUUCUCGAGCUAUCCACGCAGGCGGGGUCAAAAAGCUAGAGGCCGAGGCAGGAGUGUCCGCUGCGUCUCCCUCUGGUAGCAAAGCGGAUCAUCACCAUCACCACCAUCAUGGUCAUCACAGCCAUUCCCAUGGCCACGAUCAUGGGCACGGACAUGCCGCCCCUCGGGCGCAUACAUCUCCAUCAGAACGACCACAGUCAAACGAUCCAAAUGCCGGACCAAACCGUCGAUACCGAGAAUCCCCAUACCCGAUGCUCUCCGUCGACGAAGCGCUCAAAAUAAUCAGUCAACAGACGCCCGAACCAGCGAUCAUCGAAGCCCCUGUGACAACCGCUCUUGUUGGAUCCGUCAUUGCCGAAGAUGUCUACGCCGGGGAAGCCGUGCCGGCAUACCGAGCCAGCAUCGUGGACGGAUACGCCGUCAUUGCACCCGAAUCCCCAGAUGCCGGACCUAGCACCAAGGGCAUCUUCCCCGUUGCUUCUAUCACCCACGCCAACGAAGGGGGGACUCUCACUCCGCUCGAACCCGGUACCAUCGCCCGAAUCACCACCGGAGCACCACUCCCGCCCAACGCCAACGCCGUAGUAAUGGUCGAAGAUACCGUCCUCGCUUCAUCGACCCCAGACGGCCAAGAAGAAGCAACCGUGGAGAUCCUGACUGGCGACAUUAAGCCGCAAGAGAACGUCCGCGAACCAGGCAGCGAUGUAGCUCUCGGCUCGCGCAUCCUCCAACAAGGCGACCUCAUCACCUCUGUAGGCGGCGAGAUCGGGCUUCUCGCCGCGACAGGGACCAAAACGGUGAAAGUCUACAAGAAACCGUGCAUCGGAGUCCUCAGCACCGGCGACGAACUCGUUGAACACAACGAUCCUCGCAAGCUCCAGGGUGGUCAAAUCCGUGACUCGAACCGCCCUUCUCUUCUCUCCUGCCUCACCUCCUGGGGUUUCCCCACCGUCGACCUCGGCAUUGCCCGCGACACUCCUGCGGGAGAACUCGAACAAAGUCUCCGCGACGCUCUUCGCGGUGUCGGCAAAGCCCACACAAACGUAGACGUAAUCAUCACCACAGGCGGCGUCUCCAUGGGCGAACUCGACCUCCUCAAACCCACCAUCGAGCGAUCCCUCGGCGGAACCAUCCACUUCGGUCGGGUCUCCAUGAAACCAGGCAAACCCACCACCUUUGCCACCAUCCCAUUCAAACCAUCCUCCUCCUCAUCCACACAAGGAGAACAACAACAACAACAGCAACAAGAACGCGAGACAAAACUCAUCUUCUCCCUGCCGGGCAACCCAGCCUCCGCACUCGUCACCCUCAACCUCUUCGUGCUUCCCUCCCUCCACAAGCUCAUGGGCAUGGAACAACGACAGAUCACACCCGCCGGGAUAUCUCCACCUUUGGGUCUCCCCCUGGUAUCUGUGUCCCUGGCGCAUCCAUUCCCGGUGGAUGCUAAGCGCACCGAAUACCACCGGGCUAUUGUGACGGCGUCGCGUAAGGAUGGCCGGCUCUAUGCCAUGAGUACGGGAAUGGGAGGCGUGGGACAACGGAGCUCCCGAGUGGGUAGCUUGGCGAGUGCUAAUGCGCUUUUGGUACUGCGGUCUGGAGCUGGGAAGCUUGAGAAGGGGAUGCUGGUGGAGGCGUUGAUGAUGGGGGCUGUGGUGCCGGAGAAUUGAUCUGAACCUUUUUCCAAUAGGCGGUUGCUCCAUCUGGUGCUCCUUGGGAUAGUGUGGUUGUUGUUAUCUUACAACUCUAUACUUUUGGAAUGAGCGUCAUGAUACUCCAUAGUCUUUGAAGUCGGCUAGAUUGAUUAGGCAGUGAUUCUUUCCAAAGGUAGUAUUCAAAUAUAUUGC